Scedosporium apiospermum is the source of this 1479-nucleotide messenger RNA. RefSeq lists its product as uncharacterized. The transcript is spliced from 4 exons. Gene Ontology annotation, biological process: regulation of mRNA processing; spliceosomal complex assembly; protein phosphorylation. The record is from RefSeq and is a predicted model, not a curated record. Gene Ontology annotation, molecular function: ATP binding; protein kinase activity. The coding region runs from base 1 to 1479 and encodes 492 amino acids. NCBI's taxonomy places the organism in Eukaryota, Fungi, Ascomycota, Sordariomycetes, Microascales, Microascaceae.
AUGCCUCAUAUUGGAGAAAGAGAAGAGAGAAUCAAUGUCGAAGAGGAUGUGUGCAUGACGGGACACAUCUUCGUUCGUCGGGGUGUUUGGUUGAUGGGGAAAAGGUCGACCAGAUCCACGGACUCGGAGAUUUCGAUUCCCGCACGGGCCCUGGUCAAACCUCCAUGGCUUGUCGCAGCCUGCCCUGCAACAUCAUCUCCAUCAUCGAAGUACCGCUCCCGUCACCAACAUCCGGACUCAAAUCUGGUCAGGGCUACGCACCUCGAAAUUCCCAUGGCACCGCUCCUAAAAUGGGCAAGAAAUCUACUGCGCCGAACCCCGUGGCGCCCUUUGCGAUUUCCGACGGCCGGUUUUGAAGUCGUUCCCGCCACGAAAUUACUGGAGGAAGAGCGGUUCGACGAGUUCAAGACUGGCAACUACUACCCGGCCAAUAUCGGGGACCUCUUCGCCUCCAACAAGUACCAGGUCGUUGGCAAGUUAGGAUUUGGUGAUCGUGACUAUGUCACUUUGAAGAUCUUUGCGCGAGAUCACGGAGACACGUGUAGGGACGAGUUUCAGACCUACAAGACUAUCGACAAGGCGAACCCAUCUCACCCGGGCCGCCGACACGUGAGAACCGCCUUGGACACCUUCACCAUCGACCGGCCCGGAGGGGAUCACCAGUGCCUCGUCCAACGGCCCAUGUGGGAUAGCUGGAAGGAUUUACUCCUACGGAACCCAGCAGGGCGCUUCUCCGAGGCGCUUCUCAAGGGCGGUUUGCAGCACCUCCUUCGUGGCCUCGACUACCUACACACCGAGUGCAAACUUGUCCAUACAGACAUCAAGGCAGACAACAUCUUACACGCCAUCGUUGACCAGGGGAUUCUCGAAGCCUUCGUCAAAGAGGAGAUGGAGAGCCCUUCACCCCGCAAAUACGUCGACGGCGCCCCCGUCUACAUGUCCCGGCGUUUCGGUCUACCCGAGGACUUCGGCAGGAUCGUCCUCAGCGACUUUGGGUCCUCGGUAAGGGGAGACUUGAAGCGGAACCAUGACGCGCAGCCUAACGUGUAUCGGUCGCCCGAGGUGAUGAUUAAAGCUGCGUGGAGCUACCCAGUCGACAUUUGGAAUGUCGGGGCCAUGAUCUGGGACGUGUUUGAGGGCGGCCACUUGUUCUACGGCGAGGACCCCACUGGCAAGGGCUACACGACCCGCGCGCACCUCGCUGAAGUUGUUGGAAUGCUUGGGCCGCCUCCCCUAGAUCUCCUCGAGCGCGGAGUCCGAAGCAAGGAGUUCUUUUCGGAAGAUGGCCAAUGGAUCGCAGACGUCCCAAUUCCUCUGGGACACAGCCUAGAAACCGCCGAACACGUCCUCUCGGGGAGGAACAAGGCCGUGUUCCUCAAUUUCGUAAGGGGAAUGCUAGCGUGGAGACCCGAAGAUCGCAAGACGGCGCGAGAGCUGCUCGAGGACCCGUGGCUCAACACGUGGGAAAUAUCCGAUUAA